Trichoderma citrinoviride is the source of this 375-nucleotide messenger RNA. RefSeq lists its product as hypothetical. Lineage: Eukaryota; Fungi; Ascomycota; Sordariomycetes; Hypocreales; Hypocreaceae. The record is from RefSeq and is a predicted model, not a curated record. The transcript has a single exon. Bases 1 to 375 code for a protein of 124 amino acids.
AUGUUCCAUUCAAAGGGCUUCCGAAUCAGCUCCCAGCCCUCUCCUCUGCCACCUCCCCUCUUCUACACCCCCAAGCCGCCCAGCUCAUGGCACUCGGACGUCCUGCAGUCCAUCAGGAGACUCUUCAUCACCAUGUGCUGCGGCGGCAGCCGAACGGCCUACAAGACGAGCGACGCGGCAGUCAGGAUACUGGAGGAGGGAAAGAACAAGAUUGAGGAGGAUUGCGAGCCGCUGAUUGAAGGCGGCGUGGGAGAGGAAAGGAAAGAGCAGAAGAAGCUGGAGGUGUUGAGGGUGACGUUUCCGAGGCACGCGGCUGCGUCGUUUUUGAAGACGGGGACGUCGAGGGGGAUGAGGGAGGCGAAUUGGGUGUUGUGA